Egretta garzetta (little egret) is the source of this 932-nucleotide messenger RNA. It is a transcript of the gene EIF2B1, whose product is annotated as eukaryotic translation initiation factor 2B subunit alpha. Gene Ontology annotation, molecular function: translation initiation factor activity; guanyl-nucleotide exchange factor activity. The transcript has 7 exons. Gene Ontology annotation, cellular component: eukaryotic translation initiation factor 2B complex. The annotation marks the transcript as partial. The record is from RefSeq and is a predicted model, not a curated record. Gene Ontology annotation, biological process: translational initiation. Lineage: Eukaryota; Metazoa; Chordata; Aves; Pelecaniformes; Ardeidae.
CCCCCCCUCUGGCCCCGGGUGGGACGGGGUCCCCCCUCUGCCCCGGGUCUCCCCACGACGAGGCCCGUGUCGGUGAGGCCCAGCCCUGCCCUCACCGCGCACCUCUGCCUCCCCGCAGGGGAGACCAUCCAGGGGCUGAGGAGCAGCCUGCUGGCCGCCAUCGACACCCUGUCUCGGGUGGACUCCUCGGUGGCCGUCUCCUCCGGCGGGGAGCUCUUCCUGCGCUUCAUCAGCCUCACCUCCCUGGAGUACUCGGACUACUCCAAGUGCAAAGAAAUCAUGAUCGAGCGCGGGGAGAUCUUCCUGAGGAAAGUCUCUCUCUCGAGGAACAAGAUCGCCAAGCUGUGUCAUCCUUUCAUCAGAGAUGGUGCCCGAAUAUUGACACAUGCCUACUCAAGAGUGGUCCUCAGAGUGUUAGAAGCAGCUGUUGAGUCAAAGAAGCGAUUCAGUGUUUAUGUUACUGAAUCACAGCCAGAUCAAGCAGGGCAAAAAAUGGCAAAAGCCUUGAGGAAGCUGAACAUUCCUGUGACUGUGAUUCUGGAUGCUGCAGUGGGCUACAUUAUGGAGAAAGUGGACCUGGUGUUAGUUGGUGCUGAAGGUGUAGUUGAAAGCGGAGGCAUUAUUAACAAGAUUGGCACUAAUCAAAUUGCUGUGUGUGCCAAGGCUCAGAAUAAGCCAUUUUACGUGGUAGCAGAAAGUUUCAAGUUUGUAAGACUUUUCCCUCUAAAUCAGCAGGACGUCCCAGAUAAGUUUAAGUACAAAGCAGACACUCUGAAAACAAGUCAGAAUCUAACAGAGGAGCAUCCCUGGAUUGACUACACAUCACCAUCGCUAAUUACGUUGCUGUUUACAGACCUCGGUGUGUUAACUCCAUCAGCUGUCAGUGAUGAACUUAUUAAACUCUAUCUGUAACUGGGGACUCUGUGUACAGG